Archocentrus centrarchus (flier cichlid) is the source of this 2154-nucleotide messenger RNA. Its product is annotated as H-2 class I histocompatibility antigen, L-D alpha chain-like. Gene Ontology annotation, biological process: immune response. Lineage: Eukaryota; Metazoa; Chordata; Actinopteri; Cichliformes; Cichlidae. The transcript is spliced from 6 exons. Bases 175 to 1167 code for a protein of 330 amino acids. Gene Ontology annotation, cellular component: external side of plasma membrane. The record is from RefSeq and is a predicted model, not a curated record.
GAAAAAGACGUGGGAAAUCGAGGAAGUGUUCUGGGGCCUGUUCCAGGAAGCAUGAUCAACAAACUGAGUCUAAACGCAACUCUGGGAUCGGCAACUCCCACAACAGCUUAUCAGAGUUAGUUUAUUCACCUCUGAGUAUGUUCAGCCUGAGAGUCGGCGACACCAGGAUUCACCAUGGCAACGGAGAUUCAUUCCCUCCAUUACAUCUACACCGCUCUCUCCAAACCCGUUGGACAACCGGGCAUCCACGAGUUCACAGCCAUGGGCAUGCUGGAUAACAGAAUGAUCGACUACUUCGACAGCGAGCAUCAGACAAAGGUUCCCAGACAGGACUGGAUGAGACAGCGUUUACCCGUUGAUUAUUGGGAAAAAGGCACACAGUCCCGCAAGAGCAAGCAGCAGUGGUUCAAGGUGAACAUCGGCAUCCUGAUGGAGCGAAUGAGGCAGAAUGACUCAACCUCCCCUCAUGUUCUUCAGUGGAUGCAUGGCUGUGAGGCUGAAACGCAGCCUGACGGCACGCUCAAGUUUGUGCGCGGCAUGGACAUGUACAACUAUGAUGGUGACGACUUCCUGUCCUUCGAUGAUAAAAAUGGGGUCUGGGUCGCCCCAACAAAGGAGGCAGAAGCCACCAAGAGGAAGUGGGACGGUGUCCAGGUCCUGAAAGAGUACACCAAGGGCUACCUGGAGAACGAGUGCGUCGAUUGGCUGAGCAAAUUCGUGAAUUAUGGGGAAAAGGAGCUCCAAAAAAAAUCUCCUCCUGAGGUGUUCGUUUUUACGAAGAGCUCCAAGGUCGAGGCCAAUGUCUUCCUGGUGUGCCUCGCCACGGGCUUCUACCCAAAAGACAUCAUCCUGAGGGUCAAAAGGAACGAGCGGGUUCUCACAAAAGAGGACGGCCUGAUGAGCACAGACAUUCUUCCGAAUGAUGACGACACCUUCCAGAGAAGAGACUUCGUGGAGAUUUUAAGGUCUGAUGUGUCAAAAUUCAGCUGUGAAGUCAUCCAUAGAGGGACUAAUGUGGACAUUACUAAGAUGUGGGAUCCCAUCGUGCCCGACGCUCCUGCUGGAAACGGCGGCGUCGUCGUCGCAGUGGUGGUAGUGCUGCUCGUGUUUAUUGGUGGAGCUGCGGUUCUGUGGUUUUUACGUAGAAAAUGGCUUCUCGAUCGUUAACCUGACGCUGAUAUCCAGCUGCCAGAGGCAAACGGAGGCCUGUUGAAGCCGGAGUGCUGAGCUGCGUGAACGCUGUUUUUAACUGUUAUUCUUUCCAAGUGUAUGAUAUAUGAAAGGCGACCUUGAGAGUUUCCAAAGGCAACUAGAAUGAUAUUGUAGGAAGAGGAGAUGUGAAGUUUUUGGAAUAACUCGUAGCACAUGAAGACUUGAUGCAACCAGAUUUACCAAAACAACACACACAAAAAAAAAAAAAAAAAGCCGAGCAUUUUGCAUUUGCUGCUCCCUUCAGAUUAGAUGAGCAUUAUUCCAUUUGAAUCAAUAAGUGGGUUUGAAACAAGCAUUAAUGCUCCUUUAAGCUGAACCUCCAGCAGUGAAAAUGAAAUGAGCUCGGUUUGAGUUUAUGAAAUUCUCUCAGCUAAAAGUGAGUUCAGGACUUUAAAACUUAAACGGGGGUCCUGAUAAAUGUGCAGACAUGUCAGGAUUAAACAGGAGUUACAAACUGAACAGCUGGAUUUAAUUUAAAAACACUUUUAAAGACUUGAAGGCAGGUCAGAGGCUGAGGACCUGUGGAGAGAGCAGCCGACCCAACACGGUGGCUUGGUUCAAAGGUCAUGGUACAAAAUAUGUUUUAGGUUUAUAAAUUUUUCCAAACUGACAGAUUACUGUUGGACUUUUGUUCUGGGAUGUCACCAGAAACUCUGUAAUGUACUAAUGCCUGUGGUCAUUUUUACUACCUUAUGCACCUGAAUUCUCUCUGUUUUAAUCUUUUGAUAAAUCAGUGAAAUAUCUGCUGUGUGACUUUUGGUGUAAGAAGGUGUUUCCUGAUGUGUUGAAUGAUGUUGUCACUGUGAAGCAGGACUGACAGAUAUAUAAUAUUUAAAGCCUGUUUUAAAUGUUCUUUUUGUAUAAAAAUGUCAAUCAAGUUGAUAUUUUUGUGUUCUUUUAAAGAAAUCGCUCCAUUUUGUUGUGUUUAUUUGUGCGUUUGAA